Sporisorium graminicola is the source of this 2856-nucleotide messenger RNA. RefSeq lists its product as uncharacterized. Gene Ontology annotation, cellular component: MutSalpha complex; nucleus. Bases 1 to 2856 code for a protein of 951 amino acids. NCBI's taxonomy places the organism in Eukaryota, Fungi, Basidiomycota, Ustilaginomycetes, Ustilaginales, Ustilaginaceae. Gene Ontology annotation, molecular function: mismatched DNA binding; ATP binding; ATP-dependent DNA damage sensor activity. The record is from RefSeq and is a predicted model, not a curated record. The transcript has a single exon. Gene Ontology annotation, biological process: mitotic recombination; mismatch repair.
AUGUCAGGCCUCAUGUACGAUGGUCCUUCCACGUCCGAAAAGCCGGACCUCGGCUUGGACAACGCUGCAGAAAGCUCCUUCUGCCAAGUCUUCAAAGCCAUGCCCACACCCGCGCCCGGAACCUUGCGUCUCUUUGACCGCUCGGACUUUUACUCGGCGCAUGGCGACGAUGCCAUCCUCAUUGCCAACCUCGUCUUCAAGACCCACUCUGCCCUCAAAUACCUCGGCAGCGGAGGCAAGGACAAAGGAGGUUUGCCUUCCAUCACGCUCAGCGUCGCUGCCGCCAAAAAUUUCCUUCGCGAAGCACUCACCACACGCCAGAUGCGCGUCGAGAUCUACUCCAAUGCCGGGGGCAAGCGCAACAAUCAGUGGUCCAUCAUCAAGCAGGCCUCUCCUGGCAACUUGCAGCAGAUGGAGGAUAUGAUCUUUGUCAAUGCUGACAUCGUCUCCUCGCCCAUCGUCAUGGCGCUCAAACUCACCACCCGUGACGGCGUCAAGACUAUUGGUGCUGCCUUUGCCGACGCGAGCAAUCGAGAGCUCUGCGUGACCGAAUACGCAGAGAACGACCUGUUCAGCAACACUGAGUCGCUCAUGAUCCAGCUCGGUGUCAAAGAAUGCAUUCUGCCAAAGGACGACAAGGGCGCCGAUGUCGACCUCAAGAAGUUGCGCGACGUCAUCGAACGCUGCGGCGUUGUCAUGUUUGACAACCGAAGAACCGACUUUUCGGGAAAGAACAUCGAUCAGGAUCUGCGUCGUUUGCUCAGGGAAGAGUCGUCCGGCGUCACCAUCCCCGAGCUCGACCUCAAGGUCGCCAUGGCCGCUGCUUCCGCGCUCAUCUCUUAUCUCGCCCUCCUCACAGACGAAUCCAACUUUGGCCAGUACACCAUUCGCACUCACGACCUCUCUCAAUACCUGCGCCUCGACAACUCUGCUCUCCGCGCUCUCAACCUCUUUCCCGAGCCGGGCCAGACGGGCUCCAACAAAAACACAAGCGUCUAUGGUCUCUUGAACCGUUGCCGUACCGGUCAAGGCCAGCGACUCUUGGGCCAAUGGCUCAAGCAGCCUUUGGUCAACGUACAUGCCAUCCAGGAGAGGCAAGACCUGGUCGAGCUCUUUGUCAACGACAACUCUGCGCGCCAGCUCAUCCAGACCGACUACCUGAAACUCAUGCCAGACAUGCAUCGCAUCAGUAAGCGCUUCCAAAAGGGUGUCGCCACCUUGGAGGACGUCGUGCGUGUCUACCAGGCCGUCUUGAGGCUGCCUGGCUUGAUCCAAACCCUUUCGGACAUUGACACCCCUUCCGAAGCACAUUCGCAGCUGCUGGCGACGACCUACAUCAACCCCUUCCAGCUUCACUCGACAGCGCUCAUCAAAUUCACCGAGCUUGUCGAGGCUACUCUGGAUCUCAACGAGCUCUCACAGCACAACUUUGUCAUCAAGCCUGAUUUCGACGACAAUCUGCGUCAGAUCAAGGAGGCGCUCGACGACACACGCGACAAGCUCGACGAGCUGCAUCGCUUGGCUGGUAAAGAGCUUCGCAUGGACACAGAGAAGAAGCUGCACCUCGAAAAUCACCAUGUGUACGGAUAUUGCUUGCGAGUCACGCGUACCGACGCAGGCCUCGUACGCAACAAGAAGGGAUACUCGGACAUCGCCACCGUCAAAGGCGGUCUCUACUUCACCAACGAAGCUCUGCGCGAUCUCGCCAACGACUUCAAGGAUCUGUCCGAACGCUACAGCCGAUCGCAGAGCGGUCUAGUCAAGGAGGUCAUUCAGAUCGCGUCCUCCUAUUGUCCACCUCUGGAGAAGCUCAAUGUGGUCUUGGCCCAUCUCGACGUAAUUGUCAGCUUUGCACAUGUCUCGGACAGUGCACCUAUCCCGUACGUCAAGCCGGCGGUGAGCGAAAAGGGCACCAAUGCCGACGUCGAUCUGCGCGAGGCAAGGCAUCCCUGUCUCGAGGUGAUGGACGAUGUCUCCUUUAUCGCGAAUGACACCGAGAUGGUGCGCGGCAAGUCGGAGUUCCUUGUGAUUACAGGACCCAACAUGGGCGGCAAGUCGACCUACAUCCGCCAAGUGGGCAUCAUUGCAUUGAUGGCUCAGAUCGGCUGCUUUGUGCCCGCAGCAGAGGGCGCCAAGCUGCCUGUCUUCGACUGCAUCCUCGCGCGCGUCGGAGCCGGUGAUAGUCAGCUCAAGGGCGUAUCCACGUUUAUGGCCGAGAUGCUCGAGACGGCCACCAUCCUCAAGACGGCCACGGCCGAUUCGCUCAUCAUCAUCGACGAGCUCGGACGUGGCACUUCCACCUACGACGGGUUUGGUCUGGCGUGGGCCAUCUCCGAGUGGAUCGCGACGCACGUCCGAUGCAAGUGUCUGUUUGCCACCCACUUCCACGAGCUCACCAACCUGGCUUCGCAGCAGCCGCACGUGCGCAACCUCCACGUGGUCGCGCACGUCGAACAGAAGGAGGGCGGCUCGAGGCAGGAUCGCGACAUUACGCUGCUCUACAAGGUCGAACCGGGCAUCAGCGAUCAGAGUCUGGGUAUCAACGUUGCUGAGCUAGCCAACUUCCCUCCGUCGGUGAUUGCGUUGGCCAAGAGGAAGGCGGAGGAGCUGGAGGACUACGAUGAAGAUGAAGCGGAGACUGCGGUGCUGGAUAGUCUGCCGGAGGACGUGACCAAGCAAGGCGCCCAGCUGAUUGAUGAGUUUCUCACAACGUGGGCCGAGCGGACGAAGAAGGAUGCCAAGCGCGCGCGUCCGGAUCCUGAGAGCGAGCUGCAGGAACUCAAGCGGGUGGUGGACGAGUUCCGGCCUCGGAUCGAGGCGAAUGCGUGGGCGGCAAAGGUGCUCGAAAGCUUCUGA